UUGGAGUGGCUUAUAACAAAUAGUUGCUUCUGGGACGUGUGUCCUGGCCUUUUUCAUAUCUCUAGUAUAUGCCUUGGCGCCUACGCAAGACGACGCUUUCUUAUUUUUUUUCCCCAGGCACGUAAACUCGAGAGAAGGCGUGAAAACAAGAAGAACAAACGGGAUAGGCAGCAAAUUCGGCAAACAAUUGCAAAAUGCUAUGAUGUUGAUGACUCCACGAGUAAAAUGCUCGCCAUUGAAAGGCAGAUUGUUGGACUUGACAAGCCCCAAUUCCACAUCGAUGUCUUGAAGAAAAAACAAAGGGUAGGCAUGGUCAACAAGCGAAGGGCGGUGUUGCAGACGUUGAAAGAAGAAAAAGAACUGAAGGAGUUGAAUGAGAAAUUGCAUCACUAUUAUUCUGAUUGCAAGAAACUACAAGCGCUCGCCGGUAAUGAAUUUGUGUUAUUUCUAGUGCUCCGUUUGCCUAUUUCAAAGAAAAAGGUAGAGUUCAAACUUCCUCGCGGAGGACCUCGACGACAAGGGCUACGCCCUCCCGGACCUCCUUGUGGUAUUCCCCCCGAUUUGAGUGAUAGCGAAGGCGAAGGAGAAAACGAUCAUGACCCUUAUCACGUACCUCUCCCGGCUGACGACGACCUUGCGCCGGUGAUAAGUGAUGAUUAUUUAUGUAUUCCUCGAAGCAACUUCUUGACUUAUUGUCUGUAUUUUUCAGGAGGAGCGGUUAUUUCUUCUGCGCCAGUAAUUCGACGAGAUCGUGAACAACCGCCAGCCCCCACAACUGUUUCUGCCGCUCCGCAACUUAGAAAUUUGAGGAAGGAAACUGUGAAGCUAGUACCAGUGGUGUUGAAGCGUAAGCCAACUGGUGUUCGACCGAAGCCCACAAUCCGGAGGCCUCAAACGGAGGCGACGCAACAGGCGAAAACCACAGAUGAAGCGUAUAAUGAAUUUAUGAAAGAAAUGGCUGAUCUCAUCUAA
This is a messenger RNA of Haemonchus placei, 972 nucleotides long. The record is from the annotation of a GenBank genome assembly. NCBI's taxonomy places the organism in Eukaryota, Metazoa, Nematoda, Chromadorea, Rhabditida, Trichostrongylidae.